Messenger RNA from Magnolia sinica, 1171 nucleotides. RefSeq names its product probable prolyl 4-hydroxylase 4. Lineage: Eukaryota; Viridiplantae; Streptophyta; Magnoliopsida; Magnoliales; Magnoliaceae. The record is from RefSeq and is a predicted model, not a curated record. Gene Ontology annotation, molecular function: iron ion binding; L-ascorbic acid binding; procollagen-proline 4-dioxygenase activity. The transcript has 7 exons. Gene Ontology annotation, cellular component: endoplasmic reticulum. Gene Ontology annotation, biological process: peptidyl-proline hydroxylation to 4-hydroxy-L-proline. The coding region runs from base 85 to 1002 and encodes 305 amino acids.
CCACGACUCUGUUCUCUGAUCAUGGAGCAACGGAGACAGUGAAAGACCUUCCGACACGAAAACUCUCUCUCUCUCUCUCUCUCGAUGAUCGAAUCUAGGGUUAGGGUUUCUGUGCGAGCAUUUACGCUCCUGAUCUUCUUCUCCACACUCUUCUAUGGAUCUUCCAGCUCCUAUUCAGAUUCUCAUCAAUCCAUCGUCUCUCCUGCCAAAGUCAAACAGGUCUCAUGGAAGCCCAGAGCAUUUGUAUACGAAGGCUUUCUCACUGAUGAAGAAUGCGAUCAUUUGAUAUCCCUCGCUAAAUCGGAGCUGAAGAGAUCAGCAGUUGCAGAUAAUGUGUCAGGGAAAAGCAAGCAAAGUGAUGUUCGUACUAGCUCGGGGAUGUUUAUUAGCAAGGGAAAGGACGCUAUUGUUGCUGGCAUAGAGGACAAGAUUGCGGCAUGGACCUUUCUCCCCAAAGAAAAUGGUGAAGACAUACAAGUAUUGAGAUAUGAAUAUGGACAGAAGUACGAGCCACACUACGAUUACUUUGCUGAUAAGGUGAAUACUGCUCGUGGUGGGCACCGCUUUGCUACUGUGCUUAUGUAUCUCUCAGAUGUGGCAAAAGGUGGUGAAACUGUAUUUCCCUCAGCAGAGGACCCCCCACGUCACAGAGCACCCGUGAAAGUCGAGGAUUUAUCGGAAUGUGCCAGAAAGGGUAUUGCAGUAAAACCACGGAGAGGGGAUGCUCUUCUUUUCUUUAGCCUCCAUCCCAAUGCUACACCAGAUGAGAGCAGCCUCCAUGCGGGGUGCCCUGUGAUAGAAGGUGAGAAAUGGUCUGCAACAAAGUGGAUACGUGUUGAUUCUUUUGACAUGGCCCUGGGGGGUAACAGUGGUGGUUGCACCGAUGAGAACACAAGCUGUGAGAGGUGGGCCGCUCUCGGAGAGUGCACGAAAAACCCAGAGUAUAUGGUGGGAUCCGCAGAGGUUCUUGGUGCCUGUAGGAGGAGCUGCAAGGUGUGUUAGCUGACUGUUUUGGUCAUGGGAGCAGUGGUUGUCAUAAUCUCACUGGGGUUGCUACUGGUGGUGAUCUCUUCUGGUGAGUCUGGUGCUUGCUGGACUGGGCCCCCACCUUUGUGUAACAAUAAGAACAUAUGGUCUUGCAAACUGUUUCUUUGAUUUCAUCCUUUUGUUC